Messenger RNA from Dama dama (fallow deer), 4098 nucleotides. RefSeq names its product transmembrane protein 258-like. Gene Ontology annotation, biological process: protein N-linked glycosylation. Lineage: Eukaryota; Metazoa; Chordata; Mammalia; Artiodactyla; Cervidae. The record is from RefSeq and is a predicted model, not a curated record. The coding region runs from base 487 to 726 and encodes 79 amino acids. The transcript has a single exon. Gene Ontology annotation, cellular component: membrane-bounded organelle.
GAGUCAGAGAGGGUGGGGCCCAGGGGAAGUAGUCACCUCACUUCCCUUUAGUCAGGAAGGCUCCAUGAAUUUCAGGGGGAGUUUCAGCUGUUGGACUUGGUAUUCUUCCCUGCCCACACACACAUCUGGCCUUUAUCCUUAUCAAGAAUGACUUCCUGGACUUUUUCAGUUUCUCCAGUUUAUCAGCCUGCCCCCAGUGUAGGUAGCGUUCCAUGGACCAUCUUACCUCCAAGACCUUCCACCCAGCUUCCCUGCAGAUUCUAAAUGGUCCCAUUUCCUUCCCGUCCGUUGACAAACUUACCCUUCUUUUCUGUAUAUUUCAGCCUAAAAGGUGUUUUCCUGAGCCAAAGUCUAAACUGCGCCCCCCACCCCUGCCCUGUGUGUGCUGUAUCUCAUUGUCUUCCACACAGCACAUAAACACGCUUAAGCCUCUUCCCAUUAAAAACAACCCUUAGGGGAUCAGUGGAUUACCCUUAACCCAGCAAAAUGGAGCUUGAGGCCCUGAGUAGAUAUACCAGUCCAGUGAACCCAGCUAUCUUUCCCCAUGUGACUGUGGUACUGUUGGCCGUUGACAUGUUCUUCACCUCCUGGUUCUUUGUUUAUAAGGUCACCUCCACCAAGUACACUUGGGAUAUCUACAAAGAGCUCCUCAUCUCAUUGGAGGCCUCACUCUUCAUUGACUUUCGAGUCCUCUGCCUGCUGCUCUGGGUCAGUGUCUAUGUCUGAGCUCCCAGGGGUUCCAACCAAGGGUCCUUACUGAAUCCUUCCUUUGGUAAAUUAAUUUUUGGUUUUUGUUUCUGCUGUUGCUGGAAGUGUCCUACCUGCUGCUCACAGUAAAGGCAUAUAUGUGAAAAAUCAAAACCAAAACAUUUAGAAUCAAUCUGGAGGUGAGAGUCAGGCACUGAUAUUUUAAAAACUCACCAGGUGAUUCUGGUGUGCAGCCAGGGCUAAAAAAGAUAAACAGCUAAAUCCAGACCUCGUACCAGGCCAUACAGAGCUCUUCAUGACUGACUCCUGCCAACGUUCCCCCCUUACCCACAUGCCCUCUGGACUGGAGACUCCCCAGAACUCCCCACACCAGCCGUAUCUCCUGCUUGCAUACCUUCACACACAUGCUUCCGUCCGCCUGAAAAUGUUUCCCUGCCUUCUUUAAUACUCAGCUUUGGUGUCAUUUCUGUGAAGCCUUCAAGAACUAACCCCCAGCUUGGGGUAAGGUGCCCCCCCCCCCACUCCCUUGCUGCUCUCUUAGCCCUCUCAGUUUAACUCACCACUUGCUAUUGUAACAGUUAAUUUAUCUAUCUGUCUUCUUCUCUAGACUGUGAAUAUUUUUCAGGAACCCCAGUGCCUUGGAGAUGCCAUUUGGUAGGACCUGGUUUGGUGGUCUAUAUCAGAUAUUUGAAGGUGCUUUCUCCUAGGACUAGGACUGGAACUGAAGGAAGUGAGUCUUUGAGCAUGUUCAUGUAGUCAGUGGGCCUUUACUGAGGGCUUGCUGUGGUCAUUUAUUAAUACCACCGUGGUCCAGUUGACUAAUGGAUAGUUGAAGAUCUCUAUCUCUUCCAGGUGGCACAGUGGUAAAAAAUCCUCCUGCCAAGGCAAGAGAUGUGAGAGAUGUGGGUUUGACUCCUGGGUUGGGGAGAUCCCCUGGAGUGGGAAAGGGCAGCCCACUCCAGUUUUUUUAUCUAGAAAGUUCCAUGGACAGAGGAGGCUGGCGAGUGACAGUCCCUGGGGUCGGAAAGAGUUGGAUAGAAUUGAGCACAGCACCCACACAUAUAUCUCUACCAUAUUUAACCUCAGGAACUGUUUCAUCACUUAUAACAGUCUGCUUUCUUUGUUUCUAGAUGGAUACUUAGUCCAAACCUCUCAAUAGUGCUCUCCAAACAGUGCUUUGCAGUUUAUUUAGGAAGUAUUUGUUGAACGAAUGCUCAUUAAUCGACAUACAAGCAUAUACCUUCUUGCUUCACCCCUUGGCUAUGAAAUAUCAAGGUAGAAACAGUGCUGAGUACUUUACCUGGGUCAUCUCCUUUAAUCUUCACAAUCCUAUGAGACAGGUGCUAUUGGAGGUUCAGGCACUUACAUUAAGUCAUAUAAGUACUAACUGGAGAUUUAAAAUCAGGUCUUUGGAGUUAGGUGUGACCCCCAGGGCUACUGAAGUAUACCUAACACAAUAAAUAUUUAUUGACUCAACAGAUACUGCCAUCCCAAGGCAAGUAGAAAAGCUUUUGAAUUCUUACUGUCUUCCCCACUUGACUCGGGGUCCCUUAACUUCUCUUCCCCUUCUCACAUUUCUCAUUCACCCUAAUACUCUGCAAACACUGUGAAGGAGCAGAUGAGUCCAACAUUGGUCAGAUACUAGAGGUACAGAGACAACUAAAAUAUUGGUCCUUGCUGAAAAAAACUUACAGUGAGGGGGUAUGCAGAUAAUUGAAUUGCAGUGAGAUUGUGAAAGCAAAGGGAGGGACUGUUUUAUUGCCUGGAAAAGCUGCUUUUAUCUUGAGUUAGGAGACAGGGCUUGGAGGUGUGGGGGUAUAUGAAAGAUGCUGAUAUCCUUGGGGAACAGUUAAAGCAUAGGGUGUGGCCAAGAGAAUGGGGGGAGGCUGAGGACCAGAUCAGGUCAGCCUUCAGGUACAAUGCUAAUGAGUCUGAGCCUUUUGAAUUCUUUUACCAUUUCCUUUCAAGGGUAGGUGGUCAUAGGUACCCGUGGGCUGGAUCAGAACUGUACUUUGGCUCUGACCUCUUAACUCUAAGACUAAACUUUCACAUAGCUUGUUGUUUAGUGGCUAAGUGUCUGACUCUUGCGACCCCAUGGACUGUAGCCCACCAGGCUUCUCUGUGCAUGGGAUUUUCCAGGCAGGAAUACUGGAGUGGGUUGCCAUUUCCUUCUCCAGGAGAUCUUUCCUAACCCAGGAUCGAACCUGAAUCUCCUGCAUUGGCAGGCAGGUUCUUUACCAGCUGCAGCACCGAGGAAGCCCCUCCACAAAGCUACAUUCCACCACUGAUGAACACAUUGUUUGUCCGAAACUGCCACCUCCUCUGAAUUCCACAUGUACAUCAUACAGUCCUGUGCACAGUUACUGGAUCACCGUGUGCAGUUAUCAGCACUGUUCCAGGAGCUGCUGGAGAUACAGAUUUCAUUUUGCUGAAACCUAGUGCUCAACCCAGUGGUUCUGUCUAGUUAGUUGGUGAGUGUAUGGCGUGGGGAGGUACAGUGAGCCAGAUAAAGACAACUAAGUGUACAGAGUGAGACCAGCUGUCUCGGGGAAACCUCCAGUGUCUAUUUUUCCAAGCCUGUCAGUUUCCAGACCUUCUUGGGUGAGGGUGGUCUGUCACCUGGUCCCCCACAGCACCCUCUCUCACUGGCUGCCAGUGUGAAGUGAUUUGGCUAGACAGUAAACCCCAUCUGAGGACAGCAUCUGCCUUGUUCAUUGAUGUGCCACCAGCAAUUAACCCCGUCUUGCACGUGGUAGGUGGUCAGUAAUAUGUGGGUAUUUACUAACACAGGUCUGAUUGUAGCCUCCUCAAAACUCUUUGGUUUCUCCUCUGCUUCCAGAAUAAACCAAACUGCUCCAUUUGGCCUUCCACAUUCAGCCACAGCUGGCUUCACUUCCCCUUUUUCCUUCCACAGCCUUGAAGAGGCCAGCUAGCCAGUGAUUCAUUAAUUUCCCCUGCCCCGGGCUACUUGUAUUCUCCCACCUCCGGCCCACACGGUCGUCUCAACAACUCCUAAUGCUGGGCUCACCCAAGUUUAUAGGCUGGUAAGGAAGGCUUCCCUACACAGCGGCUCCCUGGGCUGAGACCUUCCAGCCUACCGAGUCCACUCUCCAGGCACAGACAGAGAGGCUGCCUGCAGCCCACCCCUCCGGUCCCACUCUCUGGAGAGGGAGCUCUAUGAGGGGACGGCUGACCCUGGAACUUGCUCCAAGGUCCCAGGUGGGGUGGGUCGGCUACGAACAGAAGCUGUGUUGGUCGUGCUGGUGGACGAAUCCCAGAGGGUCCAGAAGGAGGCCACGCAGGGGCUAAACACUAGGAAGGCGCAGGGUGCAGUUUCGGCGGGCGAGGGCCCGGGCCAGGCCGCGCGAGCUGACCGAGGCUGGAGGAGAU